GAACAACAAUACUGCACUUGAAAUGCGACAAAUGCGAGUCGGCGUUAUUGUCUUCGAAGAUGCCAUCAAGUAACUCAGAGCUUGCAUGGCAUGCCACCGCAUCAGCAAACAUCCUCCAAGCGCGUAAAAGGAGAGGUCUGGUUGGAAGCAAGAAGUCGAGAAAUGGUUGCAUUCACUGCAAAACCCGGCGCAUAAAAUGUGACGAACUCCCAGAGUGUAGGAAUUGCACCUCUACUGGCCGCACUUGUGCCUACGAGAGCGUUCCGAAGACAACUAGCAACACUCUUGGCCGGCAUUUAUCGUCAGCUCUGGGACUGAGCGACACGGAGAGACGCACAUUCGAUUACUUCUUGUCAUGGACUGCGCCGCGGCUCGGCGGCGUGUUCGACAAGGCGUUUUGGUGUGGCAGCGUUCUCCAAUUUGCCCAAACUGAGCCGAUUGUGCUUCACGCACUAUUGGCAGUGUCAACCCUCUAUGAACAUCCUCAAUACAUGAAAACGUUUCUAGGCCAGCCGAACUUUGCGGUUCUACGAGGAGAGGAUCGCCCUCCUAUUAAUGAGCAUCAUGCUAGCGCAUUGCGGCAUUAUAACAAAGCUAUCCAAGGCGUCACAAGCAAAGUAUCUCAGGGCUCGGCAUCGCCGGCACUUCUCUUG
This is a messenger RNA of Pseudocercospora fijiensis CIRAD86, 653 nucleotides long. RefSeq lists its product as uncharacterized. The transcript has 2 exons. The record is from RefSeq and is a predicted model, not a curated record. Gene Ontology annotation, biological process: regulation of DNA-templated transcription. The annotation marks the transcript as partial. Lineage: Eukaryota; Fungi; Ascomycota; Dothideomycetes; Mycosphaerellales; Mycosphaerellaceae. Gene Ontology annotation, molecular function: zinc ion binding; DNA-binding transcription factor activity, RNA polymerase II-specific.